Messenger RNA from Oncorhynchus masou masou (cherry salmon), 4231 nucleotides. RefSeq names its product microtubule associated protein 10 (gene map10). The record is from RefSeq and is a predicted model, not a curated record. Gene Ontology annotation, biological process: mitotic spindle midzone assembly; cytoplasmic microtubule organization; positive regulation of cytokinesis. Gene Ontology annotation, molecular function: microtubule binding. NCBI's taxonomy places the organism in Eukaryota, Metazoa, Chordata, Actinopteri, Salmoniformes, Salmonidae. The transcript is spliced from 4 exons. Gene Ontology annotation, cellular component: cytoplasmic microtubule; centrosome; midbody.
CCAGUUUGUUUCCGCGUAGCUGAAGAAGCUUGUGGGUUAUCGUUGCUGACAGGCUAAUUUACGGAUUUUCUCCUCCAUUUCAGCUGUGAUUCUCUCGUAAAUUAUACAAAAACCAAACGUUGUUUUCUUUCUAAGGGGUCUGAUUGAUGUUUAACCAAUUCAUUCAACGAGGGAUCUCCAUUCAGAAUUGUAUCGCUGGCAACUCUGGGCUGAGAGUAAAUCUGUCAAAUUCUUGUUGCUCGAACACCUGUCGCAAUGGCACAAUGACCGAGCAAUUAAAUAACAACGAAACUCUCUUUUCUUUCGAACUAUUGGUGGAAUAUAUCAGAAUAGACAAAACCAGAAAAUGUCUCAAUUAUUCAGAUGAAUUAGCCCUCGGUGUGAGACUACUGGACUUCCCAACUCUGCUCAUCUAUCAACCAGAAACGUCUACUCCACUGCUAGCUCAACGGCACCACGAGGACAUUGAGAAGGAAAACCAGCUCUAUCAAGCCCACGACACGUUUAAAUACCCUUUCAACAAAGGCAAGUCGUGUUUGUUCAAAACCCACCUGGACUCCCUCCACACCCACCUUUCUAACACUCCUCUGCAUGCCGUGGUCCUGGAUAUGAGGGGAGAGGUUCCCACGUUGAUAGGCAGCUCGCUGGUGUCUCUGGUCAGGUUGAUAGACUGUAUCAGGUGUGAUGUGGAGGUUCAUGGUAUCUCCUCUCCCUCUUCCCAAGGAGAGAGAGGACUUGUUGAUUUAUUUAAUCUCAUGGGAGAGAAAAUAGGUGUUCUUUCUUUGGGAUAUAAUCUGUUAAGUCUGGGAAGUAGUUCAUUACCACAUAUACCUGAUAACAGGGUAUUGCCAGUUGGUAUUACACACGGGACGGAAUCUAUGAAACCAAUAGAACAUUUACCGGUCGAUCGUGGGAAAGGAACGAUGCAACCACUUGACUUGGACAUUGACAACAGGCCUUCCAAGGUCCUUUAUCAGAAUAUUCAUAUAAAUGACAAGCCCAGUGAGAUAGUGGUGUCAGAAGCACUGCAGACUGUUCCAGUUUCAACUGGCACUCAAACAGAACAUUCUAGAAGCAAGCAGCAUCACCGAACACUCAGAGUGGCUGCUAUCGAUGAGGAGCAUGAUGAGGGAAGCCUCUGUGUUCAGCCCCCACCUCUUUACUACAGCAGUUCUGUAGAACAACAACAGGAGAAUGAACCAGGCCACUACAGGGUGUUAGACAUGGAGUCUCUCAGGGUAGAGGAUCUGGACUUGGGGAAUGAGGAGACACCUGAUGAGACACAGGUUCCUGCUACAGACCACAAGUGUAGACAGAGACAGGAUGUGGUUAUGGAGUCUAGAGGCAGGGAAGAGAGGGGACAGCACCAAUCCCAGCAGACGGCAUCUAUCUUAGGGGAGGCUCUGAGACAUUUCCCUCUAUUGAACACCUUGCUAGUUGAGCUCGCCCAGCUGAGUGGACAGAGUCAGACCCAGCUACAGCAGCUCUUUUCAGUCCACCCCAACCUAGCAUGGAUCUACAGGCCACUGACAGAGCCUUCUAAUGGACAGGCGGACUGGCCUCAGUCCCAGGUCCUACGAGACACCACAACAUCACCACAGAGAGGCAGGCAGUCUCCUUGCCCAGUGGUUCCUGAACUAUGGGUCGGACCUAGCCCCAGAGUGAAGAACAGGCCUCUUCAGGAACAAUGCAGCACUACCACACAAAGUUCUAUCAGAAAAACAAACAGGGAGAAUACAAUGAGUGGCAAUACAGUGUCCAAGUCCUCUCCCAAGAAGAAGUUAGGUUUUGGAAUGACAAAAACAUUCCGCCUAAGAAUGAAGCAGGUUCAACCUUGUGGGAUGAAAUGCCACCUCCAUGAGUGCAGAAAGCAACAGACAGACAAACAGACACUCAAGACCAAGGGUCAUAGCAGGAAGUCCAACAACACUAACAGACAAACGGAUAGACCUAUAGAUGGGAGGAAGCUACUCAAUAGGAAUGAUAUUCUAAAUGAGGACAUUGCGACUUCGAUAAGUAGCCUAGACAGAGACCGUGGACGGCAGGGAAACAUCUCAACAGGAACCCAGCAGGAACUAACAAACACAUUCACAACUAGUGUCAAUGCAGAGGAUUUUUACUGUAAGAGAGAUGACUCCUCCCAAAGAUUACCAAAACAGAAACCAUCAUCCCAUUCCAAGCAGGACAGUCACAGUAAACGGUGGGUGCAUUUUCCCAGUGUUGGUCACACAGAGGAGGUGUUACAGAGUGGAGAGUACGACCAUGCUGACUCUGACAGCAGAGGGGACGGGGAUGAGACUCCAAGAGGCUCCAAACCCAGACCACACUUUUUAGACUCUGGCCACAAGCCCCACAUGUCAGACACCAGAAGAAGCCCCAGACUCAAACACCCCCACUCAGCCUCCAGCAGUGAUAGGUUGGACAGUGUGGGGGCAGUAGAAUACCUGGAUGACUUCAGCAGUCUAGACCCUACUGAUGGUGACGGGUUCUCACCUUCAACUGACCUUCUCAGUAGCCCUGAACCUGUUUCAGGUAGGACUAGGGGGAGGAGCCCCGAGCCUGUUGGAGGUGGGAAGACUAGGGGGAGUAGCCCUGAGCCUGUUGGGGGUGGGAAGAUUAGGGGGAGGAGCCCUGAACCUGUUGGGGGUGGGAAGAUUAGGGGAGGAGCCCUGAACCUGUUGGGGAUUAGGGGGAGGAGCCCUGAACCUGUUGGGGGUGGGAAGACUAGGGGGAGGAGCCCUGGGCCUGUUGGGGGUGGGACCAGGGACAAGAGGAGGAGCCGAGUGUCAGGUGACCAUAACUCUGACGGCUCCAGUGUCUCAGAGAGAAGCCAGAGAAGAAGAGUGGCUCCGCCUCUUCCUGUUCCUGUUAAAGCUGAGACGUCUCCCCAGCGCUCCCUGAUGAACACACACGUCAUCAGACCUCGUACCCAGGCCUCAGUCCUUAGCGUCUCCUCUGACAACAGUGUUGGAGACACGCCUGCAUCUAUACACUCAGUCCGCUCUAGAACUCAGCUGGCAGCAAGACCUUGUAGUGGAGGAGCCAUGAGGUCUGGUUCUGGGACUAGAAGAACCUCAACCAACAGGUCUGGUGGCACUUGGUCUCAGGGAGCCAAGGGGUCUUUCUCUGAGAGUCUUAGAGCAUCAAGCCAACUCCGUGACAUCCAUACUGGCUACAUCCCCAAAGAACCCAAGGACAGAGCACCAGACAGAGGAUACUAUGUAGACACCCACACUGACUCCAUACACACUAAGAACAGUAGGUCAGACGGGGGAUACUCUAUAGAGACCCACACUGACUCCAUACACACUAAGAACAGUAGGUCAGACGGGGGAUACUCUGUAGACACCCACACUGACUCCAUCCACACUAAGGACAGGGGGUACUCUGUAGACACCUGCAUCUCUACUGACUACAACUCCUCACCUGAGUCCCACAAGGCUGAAGAUAUAGAAGAGGAGCUAACUGAGGAGAGAGGAGAGGAGCUAACAGGAAGAGAGCUAGCUAAAGAAGCUAUAGAUUAACUGGGUUCUCUGGGGUUCAGUAAUGAGUAGCAACAUGUCUCUGAGCUGGUAGUUAACAAGCUCCCUGGAUACACCUUCUAGAAGACCCACAUGAAGAAUGUGCUUCCUAGGGACAAAUGUAUCAAGCAUCUCAAGGUAGUGCUGCUGAUCUAUGGUCAGAUAUUCCCUGUCCAUAUGAUCCUAAUUGUGAUAUUAAUGGCAAAAACCAGUUAUCCUACUCUAAUGCUGUGUUUACACACUAAUUGGUAUUUUCACCAAUCAGAUCAGUUCUGAAAAUGAUCUGAUAUGAAAAGAUCCUAAGUAAUUGGUCAAAAGACAUAUUAGUGGAAAAGAUAUCAGAAUUGGGCUGCCUGUGUAAACACAGACCAUGAUGCUUGAUACAUAUGGGCCCUGAAAUAGUCCACAUCUGGUUUACUGAUAGAGCAAUGGUGUGGAGACAGAUAUUGUUAGUCAUUCUGAAUUUGGACGGGCGGGAUACUUCCAUUUUAAUAUCUCAUUCUGUACGGCACUAGACUAAACUGAAUGUAAUGUUGUAUCAAUCAUUCAUAAAUACAAAGGGCUAAUUGAAUAAUUUACUUCCAUGUUAGACUAUUAACUGUGUGAGCGGGUUUGGGAAUUCCCUAAUAUGAAUACGUUAUCAAAAAGCAAGACUGUUUUAGUUUAAAAUGUCUUUCCCAAGUUAUUAAAAGGCUUCUGUUUUAUCUAUA